Perognathus longimembris pacificus (Pacific pocket mouse) is the source of this 3315-nucleotide messenger RNA. It is a transcript of the gene Gramd1c, whose product is annotated as GRAM domain containing 1C. Gene Ontology annotation, biological process: intracellular sterol transport. Gene Ontology annotation, cellular component: endoplasmic reticulum membrane; endoplasmic reticulum-plasma membrane contact site; plasma membrane. Bases 40 to 2004 code for a protein of 654 amino acids. The record is from RefSeq and is a predicted model, not a curated record. Gene Ontology annotation, molecular function: sterol binding; sterol transfer activity. The transcript is spliced from 17 exons. Lineage: Eukaryota; Metazoa; Chordata; Mammalia; Rodentia; Heteromyidae.
AAUAAGUCAUUUAAAUUGUUUGAUCCUUGUUUUCAGGUAAUGCAUGAAGAAAAUUCAAGCCUGGUCACUGAGUUACAGGAAGAGGUAGAGGAAAAUCUUAGUCCAAUUGUGGAUGAGACUAAUGUAGUGUCAGCUAAAAAACAGGGGCCGAGUUCUCAUAACUGGAGUGGUGACUGGAGCUUUUGGAUUUCAAGUUCUACGUAUAAAGACAGGAAUGAAGAAUAUAAAAAGCAGUUCACACAUCUACCUGAUACAGAGAAGCUGGUAGCAGAUUAUGCAUGUGCUCUUCAGAGGGACAUUUUGCUUCAGGGACGACUGUACCUUUCAGAAAACUGGCUGUGUUUCUAUAGCAACAUCUUUACAUGGGAAACUACGAUUUCUAUUGCUUUAAAGAAUAUAACCUUUAUGACCAAGGAGAAGACGGCUCGACUCAUCCCAAAUGCUAUCCAGAUCAUUACAGAGGGUGAAAAGUUUUUCUUCACAUCUUUUGGUGCCAGGGAUAGAAGUUACCUCAGUAUAUUUAGGUUGUGGCAGAAUGUUUUACUGGAUAAGAGCCUGACCAGACAGGAGUUCUGGCAGCUGCUUCAGCAGAACUAUGGCACUGAGCUGGGCUUAAAUGCGGAAGAGAUGGAAAACUUGUCAUUAUCCAUCGAAGAUGACAUGCGGCCCAGAAGCCCAGCAAGAAGCAAUGUGGAUGACUCUGGGGAAAGAGAAGAAAAAUUACCCAAAGCGAUCAGUUUUACACGGGAAUCUAUUAGUCGAGUUUCAGAAACAGAGUCGCUAGAUGGAAAUUCAUCAAAAGGAGGAUUAGGCAAAGAGGAGCCCCAAGAUGAGAAACAUAUUAAAAGGAGUCCUUUAUUAACUUCAGAAAGGAGGUUAAAUAGAAUGCCAUCAAAAUCACUGGACUUGAAUAAAAAUGAAUAUCUUUCUCUGGACAAAAGCACCACUUCAGAUUCUCUGGACGAAGAAAAUGUUCCUGAGAAAGACCUUCAAGGAAGACUUUAUAUCAACCGUGUUUUCCGGAUCAGUGCUGAGAGAAUGUUUGAGCUACUCUUCACUAAUUCCUGCUUUAUGCAGAGAUUUGUCAAUUCUAGAAAUAUAAUAGAUGUAGUAUCUACCCCUUGGACUGUAGAAUCUUCAGGAGAUCAGCUGAGAACGAUGACCUACACUAUUGUCCUUAAUAAUCCACUUACUGGGAAGUGUACGGCUGCCACGGAAAAGCAGACACUCUAUAAAGAAAGCCGGGAAGCACAAUUUUACAUCGUAGAUGCGGAGGUUCUGACACAUGAUGUCCCCUACCAUGAUUACUUCUAUACCCUAAACAGAUACUGCAUCAUUCAAUCUGCAAGACAGAAAUGCAGGCUGAGAGUUUCCACAGAUGUGAAAUACAGAAAACAGCCAUGGGGCCUUGUCAAAUCUUUAAUUGAGAAAAAUUCCUGGGGUUCAUUGGAGAACUAUUUCAAACAGCUUGAGUCAGAUUUGUUACUGGAAGAAUCUGUCUUAAAUCAGUCCGUUGAGGAGCCUGGAAAACUUAGUGGGCUGAGAAGGAGAAGGAGGACAUUCAACCGAACAGCAGAAGCAGUCCCUAGGCUUUCUUCUCAGCAUUCGUCUGGAGAUAUGGGCUUGGAGGCAAAAGGCGAUAAUAUAGGAAAGAAAAAAGAAGUGGAAAGCUGUAACAUGGCUCUUAUUGUGAUGAUGAGUUUUUUUUUGCUGUUUUUAGUUUUGUUGAAUGUGACAUUGUUUAUGAAGUUGUCAAAGAUAGAAUAUGCUGCUCAGUCCUUUUACCGUCUCCAUCUACAAGAAGAGAAAUCAUUAAAUUUGGCCUCUGAUAGGACCUCAAGAACAGAACAUAUUCAAAAGAGCAAAGAUCAAGCCCAUCGUUUAAAAGGAGUGCUUCAAGAUUCCAUACUGAUGCUGGAACAGCUCAAGAGCUCUCUUAUUAUGCUUCAGAAAACCUUCGAUCUACUCAAUAAGAACAAGACUGGCAUGGCUGUUGAAAGCUAGUGAUCUUAAGACUGAAACAUUAGAGAUACCAGGAACUAAAACAAAACAAGAUGAAGGAUUUUAAUCAUCAUAGGAAUAUUGCCACUUUUUCUUCUUGGAAUUUCUAAUUCAAGCAUUCUUUUAAAUAACAUUUACUUGAUAAUUAUUCUCUGAUAGCUUCCUGAAUCUAUUCUUCUACUUCCUAUAGAUAUUUUUAAACUGUGAAUUUCUCCAGUGAACCAUGAAAUACAUUCUGGAGUUGAAAAUCUGUGAUACAAAAAGAAAAGGAGACUGAAUUGAGCUUCUUUUCUGUGGUGAGGCUUGAAGUUUGAUGCUUUAAAUGUAUCUGUCAGUGCUGAAUGAAUGUUUUUCAUACACUGUUAUGGUAGAUAAAAGAAGCCUCUUAAUCACUACUAAUUCCAAAGGAUUGGUUUUUACAACAUUACUACAUUUGUACCUUGUAAAUAUUGUGUGUUUUAUUUAUUUAGCAUGCAAAUUCAAUAGUUAACCCUUUUGAAUCUGCAUGUUGAUCAUUUUUAUCAGAAAGGUUCUUUAGCCAGUAUCUUUAUGAGAGAAAUGGUUCUUUUUUAUUUAGGCAGCAGAAAUGAGAUGAUCUAUUUCAUUUAUCAAAAAAAUAGAAGAGGGGGGCUUGGAAUAUGACCUAGUGGUAGAUUGCUUGCCUCGCAUACAUGAAGCCCUGGGUUCAAUUCCCCAGCAUCACAUAUAUAGAAGAAGCCAGAAGUAACACUGUGGCUCAAGUGGUAGAGUGCUAGCCUUAAGCAAAAAGAGCCAGGGACAGUGCUCAUGCCUUGAGUCCAAGCCCCAGGACUGGCAGAAAAAGAAAAAAGAAAAAAAAGAGGCAGUUUAGGAAAAACAAUGUGUGGGACACUAAGGCUCAAAAUGAUGAGCCAUCUUCUGAUACAAAACCAAAGUAUGUUAAAAUUGAGCACUUAAUGACAGAUCACAUACAUCUUUGAAUUAAGCUCGAAUUCAUCUUAGCAAUCUUUCAUAAUGGAAAUGAUUUAUCUGGUUGAAAAGAGUUUGUGUGUUACUUUUAGUCAUUAUGAAUUGAUUUCAUUCUUUUUAUAUGCAUGUAUAAUGUGUGUAUUGUAUGUUCUUAGUAAGUUAUAAGUCAGACAUAAACCUUAGCUCUUAAAAUACUUUUGGUAAAUGCAUAUCCCAAGUAAGUUUACUGACUGAAGGUGUGAGACAUAAGCCCAGGCUUUUUGUUGUUGUUGUUGUUCUGCUUUGUGCUAGAACUGGAGCUUAAACUCAAGGCCUGGACAUUGCCCCAUAGCUUUUUCUGUUCAGGGCUGGCAUUCUACCACUUGA